GGUAUGCUCAGCGGCUGCAACACAAAGAAACCUGUUGUGCACAAAAAAAAUAUAUAGUUAGGAGUGCGUGUUCACGUGUGCGUUCAUUUAAAGCUGGGAGUGGCGACGGGGUUCCACCCUGACUCGACAAAUCCCACCUGAGGAGGUGCAUUUCGGCGAUCGGCCAGGAAUCAGGAUGUACUGAAGGUUUCUGAGAGAGAGAGAGACGCACCGACGAAACAGACGUUACUUAAAUGCUCAAGACCACAACUGCCUGAGUAUGAGUUUUUCAAGCCCAGAGCUGAGGCUGGUCCUUUUGGGGAACAUUGGAUGUGGAAAGACCUCGUCUGCCGACACGAUCCUGAACUGGCUGGCGCCCGUCUCCACCGGUAUGCCCCGGAGCUGCCAGCUGCGCGAGGGCAACACCGAGGGCAGGAGUGUGAGCCUGGUGGAGGCGCCAAGGUGGUACUGGAUCGGUGGGAAGAUGGACGACGACGUGAAGAAGGAGACGGAGCGAGCGAUCACCAUGUUGGAGCCGGGCCCGCACGCCGUUCUGCUGCUGGUGCCUGUCAGUCAGUUCACCGAGAUGGAGGCCCGUGUGCCUGCAGAGCUGGAGGACUUGUUCGGCGAAGACGUGCUGAAUCACACCCUGGUCCUGCUGACAUGUGGCGACUACUUGAUGGGAAAAACAGCAGAGGAAUACCUGCAGAGAGAACACCCAGGCCUGAGGCAAAUGAUCGAGCGCUGUGGAGGCAGGUACCAUGUUUUUAACAAUCGUCAGCGCCAGGAGAGACGGCAAGUCCGGGAGCUGCUGGAGAAGGUUGACGAUUUGGUGCAGAAACAUGGAGUAUUCCAUAUGAAAUCGCCACAUGAGAGAGAGCUCGAGAGACAAGUGAAGCAACGGAAAGAAGAGAUUUUGGAAAGUUUUAGAGCUCAAAAAGCAGCAAAAUUGAGGGAAAUCGAAUCAUCAUCCAGUCCAUACACAGAAACACUUCGAGACGUGGAGCAUGUGACAAUCUUGGAAAGGACGAGGAAAGAAAGACAUGAAAUGGAAGAAAGAAUGUCCAAUGGGGUUUAUUCGAGUCCAACACCAGAGCGACAGUCAUAUUCAGAGACGCGCGAGCGUCCGCAGCUGAACCGGACACCCAGUUUCAAACUGAAUGCAGAUGGAGCUCUGCUCUCACAAAUUUCUGACACUAAAUCGAGUCCGAAAAUAGUCUCUACUUUUCACCACAGAAUCAACAGCUUUGAGGAGAGAUCACCGGAGGCUUCACCCACCUCCACCCCUCACUCGCCUGUCUUCCAUCCUUCCUCCUCCUCCCCUCCGGCAUUUACUGCCUCGUCUUCGUUGCUCUCUUCGUCCUCUACGGCUCCCUCAUACCUUUCAUCAUCUUCAUCCUCAUCCUCCUCCUCCACCUCCUCUCCGGAGCUUCGCCUGAUCUUGCUUGGGCGAUCUGGAGCAGGAAAGAGUGCAGCUGGUAACUUCAUACUCGGGGCUGAGGAGUUUGAAUCUCGUCCAGACAGCCUCACUUCAAUCACUCAGCAGUGUGAGAAAAAGAAAGGACUGAUUGAAGGCAGAAAGGUGGCAGUGGUGGAUACGCCAGACUGGUUCAACACAGAGCAGAGUCCAGAUGAGGUGCGGAGUCAGAUCUCCUCCUGCGUGGCUCUGGCCAGUCCCGGCCCCCACGCCUUCCUCUUGUGCGUCCCCGUGGACCUGCCUGCCAAGACCGAGCUGCAGGCUCUCGGGGCGCUGGAAAACGUCUUCGGCCCGGAGGCGGUCCAGAAGCACACUGUGGUCCUGUUUACGCAUGCAGAUCGGCUGAGAGCGAGCGGGAAGGCAGGAGACGGCAGCGUGGAAGCGUACAUCGCCAGCGAGCGGGGGGACCUGCUGAAGCUGGUGGAGAAAUGCGGGGAUCGGUUUCAUGUGGCGGAGAAAGGGGGAGGCAGGAGGGAGAGGGGGAAUGUGGCGGAGCUGCUGGAGAAGGUAGAGCAGACGGUGAAGGAGGCUGGGGGACAGUGCUAUUCCUGCCCCGCUUUUCAAGAGGCGGAGAACAAAGUGAGGCAGAGGCAGGUGGAACUGGCAAAGGAAAAACAAAAGCGGGAGCAGGAGAGACUCGAGAAUCCUAAAAGCAAGGUUCUUUACUCAUACAUGCAGCCAGUUUUAGAGUACGAAGAGGAAAUGAGAGAGGAUGAGAUUGAGAAGACGAGGGAGGAGGCAGAGAGGAGUGUAGGAGGCAUGAAUAUUGAGAGCCUUCCGCCCAUCACUUCUUCCACCCUGUCACCGUCACUUCUGCGUUCCGUUAUGGACAGAAUCGGUUCGGCUACAAAGAUGUUACCCAAGCUCUUGGCAGAUAGCUCUGUUUUGGUUGGACAAGGAGCAAAGAAGGUAAAAGACAGCCCAGUUUGGGGACAGGUUGGCUCCAGUGCACAAAGCGUCCAGAAGAUGGUGGCUGACAGCGCGGUGUGGGGGAAGGUGGGGGCUACCGCUGGAAAUGUGUCCAAAGCCGUAGGAGACCGAGUUCCCAAGGUGGUGGUGGACGGUUCUUCCUGGGUGGGAUCUGGAGCGAAGGCAGUGACGUCAAGUCCGGUGUGGGGAAAGGUCGGUUUGGGGGCAAAAUCUGGGGCCAAAAUCAUGGCAGACAGCUCCAUGCGACUCGGAGCCGGGAUUGGAACCGGGGCGAAGAAUCUGGCACAGAGUCCGAUGUGGGGAAAGGUUGGCUCUGGGGCCAAAAGUGGAGCGAAACUGAUGGCAGCCGGGUCCAAAAGAGUUGGGGCUGGCGCCAAGAAGGUGGCACAGAGUCCGGUGUGGGGGAAGGUCGGCUCCGGGGCUAAAGCGGGGGUCAAGAUGGUGGCAGAUAGUUCAGCGUGGGAGAGAAUAGUGAAUACAGCGAAACAGGUGCCCAAAGUGGACAUCCUGGGCGCUGUGCUGGGUUUGGUGCUCGGUGUGUUUUUGGGAGGCCCCCUGGGCGGAGUGAUUGGGGCAGCUGCUGGAUCUGCUGCAACCGAGGUGGGCAGAAGAAAACUCAGCAGCAGAAGCACAGCGGACAAGACGGAUGAAGCUGUGAGAAAUAUUGAGAGAUCCGUGAACGACAGCGUUGAUGCAGUGGUCAGGCAAGGAGGGAAAGCUUUAAAAGCUGAAUGACGGACUGAACAGUGUGUGUGGAUACCAUUUUUAAAUUUGUCAAAUAUAUCUUUCAUCUGAUUGAGUAUUACCGGAAUAUAUAAUUCAAAGUAGCAGUACAUUCAUAAGCUCUUAGAAUAUUUUCUUUCAUGCCACUGUUUUAGGACGAUCUGUUCUUACCACGAAAAUGGAAAUAAGCUGAUCCUGGGGCAAUUUUGACAAGAUAGAUUGAUUUAUAUCAGGUUUCAUACUGUCACGAAUAUCUUGGAAAAGUUUUGUAAGUUUAGAAUAUAAUUUCCAGACCUUGGAAAAGUUGUGGUUUCAUGUUUUUUGUUGAAAGUUUUCUAAAAGUCAUGGAAAUGCAAAUACAGUUAUUGUCGGUGCCAAUAUUUCAGUGGUGUACGAGAAGCACGUUCAAUGAUUUUUGCCUCAGGAGUCAUGACAGAUAUUGUCCACGUCCAAAAAGGAUCUGAUGACAUGGAAUUUAAAUAUACACAUCAACAUUAGAUGCAAUGAAAGCGGUUAUCUUGUAUUUGUCCUUCUGAUAAUCGGUUUCAGAUUAGAUAUGAGAAGCUUGAGAUGAAGCUGUAAGCGGCCAUGUGACUGUUGCCAUAUCAAGACAAUAACACCUGCAUUAUAAAGACUUUAUCAGCAUUUAUUACCAAAUAUAACCGUGAGUGAGACAUCUGUUUAGCCUUAAGUCCAUUUAUUCUGUAUGUGGCGUGAGCUUUGUUACUGAGGUCUGCAGCCAGUUUACUGCAGAAGUGUGUGAGUUUGUUUCAUGCAUAUUAACGCCUCCUAGUUGCAGAGCAAUGUUAAAAACAAAUAAGGUGAAAAUGUGCACAAACUCAGUAUUAUGUAGUAAGAGUCUGCUGAAAAUGAGCAGAUGGGAAUACACAGCAAAUUUUAUUUUUAUACAACAAAUAUUUUCUUAUUGAGCAGCGCCUUAUGUUUGAAUACUGGAAUACACAUUAAUUUCAGUGGAGAAUGAAACUUCUGGUCAUUUAAAUUUGAAAGAUUAUGGAGAAUUCAUAGAAAAAUCAUCGAAAAAGUGUAUGAACCCUGUUAUUUGUGCCUGUCCUUAAUUUGAUAGAGCAGCAGUGGAAGCAUUGAGAAGCCUUUCGACUGGACCAUUUGCUUCUGUACAGAAAAACAUUAAUUGCAGGUAUUUGUUAAAUCUUUGAUAUGCGAUUUCUUUCCUUUUUAGCUAUUAAUGAAUGCUGUAAAUUGAUUGAGAGGUUGUAUAUUGUCACUCUUUUUCUGUAACAUUUGUUGUUUCAUUAAAAUGAAAUUUAUG
Messenger RNA from Salarias fasciatus (jewelled blenny), 4397 nucleotides. RefSeq lists its product as uncharacterized. The record is from RefSeq and is a predicted model, not a curated record. Gene Ontology annotation, molecular function: GTP binding. NCBI's taxonomy places the organism in Eukaryota, Metazoa, Chordata, Actinopteri, Blenniiformes, Blenniidae. The transcript has 8 exons. Bases 260 to 3121 code for a protein of 953 amino acids.